Molecule: messenger RNA, 1936 nt
Organism: Anopheles bellator
Lineage: Eukaryota; Metazoa; Arthropoda; Insecta; Diptera; Culicidae
Gene: Mef2
Product: myocyte-specific enhancer factor 2
Exons: 8
Coding region: 47-1807 (586 amino acids)
Biological process (GO): cell differentiation; positive regulation of transcription by RNA polymerase II
Molecular function (GO): histone deacetylase binding; protein dimerization activity; DNA-binding transcription factor activity, RNA polymerase II-specific
Source: RefSeq, a predicted model, not a curated record
CCGAUAUUGUGGCCACCAUCAUAGCGGAUCAGCGAGCGGCUUCACGAUGGGACGGAAAAAGAUACAGAUUUCCCGGAUAACGGAUGAACGGAACCGGCAGGUGACGUUUAACAAGCGCAAAUUUGGGGUGAUGAAAAAGGCGUACGAACUGUCGGUGCUGUGUGACUGCGAGAUCGCGCUGAUCAUCUUCAGCAGCAGCAACAAGCUGUACCAGUACGCCAGCACGGAUAUGGACAAAGUGCUGCUAAAAUAUACCGAGUACAACGAGCCGCACGAGUCGCUGACGAACAAGAACAUCAUUGAGUUGCAGGUGAACGCGCAGAAAGAGAACAAAAAUGGCACCAUGUCGCCGGACUCGCCGGAACCGGAGGAUAGCUACAAUCUCACACCGCGCACGGAGGCAAAGUACAACAAAAUGGAUGAAGACUUCCAGAUCAUGAUGCAGCGCAACCAGCAGCUGUCGGCCAGUGUUGCCGGUAGCGGUGGUGGCGGCGGCGGCGCUGGCGGUGGCGGUGGCGGAGGGCGUUCGAGCAUGGCCACCAACAGCUACACGCUGCCGGUGUCCGUGCCCGUGUCGGUGCCGGUGAUCGGAACGUACAACGACUCGAUGCUCCAGAGCAGCCCGCAGAUGGCACACAAUAGUAUUAGUCCCCGGCCGUCCAGCUCGGAAACCGAUUCGAUCUAUCCCUCUGGCGGCAUCCUGGAAAUGUCCAACGGAUACCCCCAUUCGGCGUCACCCCUUGGCGGAUCGCCGAGCCCCGGACCGAGUCCAGGUAUAGGAGCUCAUCAGGCACACAAUAAUAAUAACAACAAUAACACCCAUAACACCCAUAACAAAAAGUUCCAUUUUGAUAACGCAGUCCAAACGAUAAAGCAAAGCCCAUCGGGCGGUAGCGGAAGCUCCGGCUCACGGUCGACCAAUCUGCGAGUAGUCAUCCCGACGCCCAUGAACCCGACCGUCAGUGCGGACGACAUUUCUUACGUAGAGCACACGGCCCGGCAACAGACGAAUUUAAACACACCGGUAGUGGCGCUGCAGACACCGAUUCCGGGACUGACGAACUACACGACCACGCUCGGGUCGUUCGGGGCGCAGGACUUUUCGCUCAACUCCGACAUCAUGAUCGGCCCGUGGGGCGCCACGUCCAACCACAGCCAAAACACGUCGGCCGCAGCAGCCGCGGCCGCCAUGGGCAGCUUGCAGCACUCUAGAAUACUUUUCAGCGGUUUGCCCCAUCUAGCCGUGUCCAACAGUACGCCACCUCCCUCGACUUCGCCCCUGUCGGUGAAAAUUAAGGCGGAACCGAUCUCACCGCCGCGGGAGCACCACAGCAACGCGUCGCAUCACCACGGGUCCGGCAUACCCGGUGGUGGCGGCGGUGGCGGAACCAAUGGUGCUACCGGGGCGGCAGGCAGUGCGAAUGGACCAGCGAGCAGUGGCGUGAACAGCGCACCCAACCAGCCAAGCAGCCAGCAUACGAACGGAAACAAUGCACAGCAACUAAGCUCGAUGGGCGGCAACGUGGUGGUCAGCGGAGGCGGUACGGCCGGGGGUUCGUUAGGCGCCAACCUCAACCACACCCAUAUGAUACACUCGAGACCUUCCUCGACCGGCCACCUAACACCGACACCUGACUCCUAUAUGCCUAUCGGGGGGCAUCUGGCAGGUUCCGCGACGCCAACCAACGCACCGUCGCCGGUCGAUAUCAGGCAUCUCAGCACCGGUGGCAGCCAUCUACCCGAGUACGACGCUCCGUCCGCCCAGGCGCAUAAAAGACCAAGAAUAUCGGAGGGUUGGGCGACAUAGCCCCUAAAGACUGGCGGCGGCGGCGGCCCUACUGUUGGUUCCCGUGGUAACGAUGGUGGCCAUUGCUAUCUGGAUGAUAACUCGAACCAGAUCGUGAUAGUUGAGGCAGACAAUGGCACUGGGAGCACC